Messenger RNA from Hyposmocoma kahamanoa, 1417 nucleotides. It is a transcript of the gene Seipin, whose product is annotated as seipin. Bases 243 to 1307 code for a protein of 354 amino acids. Gene Ontology annotation, biological process: lipid droplet organization; lipid storage. The transcript has 8 exons. Lineage: Eukaryota; Metazoa; Arthropoda; Insecta; Lepidoptera; Cosmopterigidae. The record is from RefSeq and is a predicted model, not a curated record. Gene Ontology annotation, cellular component: endoplasmic reticulum membrane.
UUAUACAAAUUAUUAUUAUAGUAGUUUUAUCAAAGCCAGAGUGUGCUAUACUUGUUUCCGUUUAUUUAUCUAUCCUUCACGGAUGUACUUCUUUUUCGAUUUUUAUUAAAAAUGAAAUUGUUAUCUACGUUACAAAGUUUCAGUGCAUUAUCUACCCACAAAUCCGGUUAACUGGCCUCUCAAUCGAUAAAAGAGUGUUAGAUUUUGUAUUUUACUGCUAUAAUAUUGUUUUUUAAGUUAUUAUGUCUAUUUUCAUGUUAUUAAAUCCGUUUUUAUUUUUUCGAAAUUAUGUUCGAAUUCCUGUGGAAACAUUUGUAAAAAAGCAGUAUUUUGAAUAUAAGGAGCGGACUAAUAAGGGUAUAAGCAGUGCUAAAGAGCUUCUGUACAGGGUAGGGAUCAUAUUGCUCUUUGCGACGGUGAUUUUAUGGAUUUCUGUGUUUAUGUAUGUUGUUUUCUAUUAUACAUACAUACCGAACGUAACUCAUGUCCGUCCAGUUCAUUUGCAAUUUAAGUCAUGCGAGGAACAAAUGGGUGUUUGUUCGUUCCCGUCAGCACAUGUUCAACUGACGAAACGCAGUUACAUGCUGAUGCCGGCGCAACCGUACCGCGUGCGUCUCGUCUUAGACAUGCCCGAGUCGCCGCCCAAUAAGGAAUUAGGUAUGUUCUUGGUGUGCGCUCAAAUGCGAGCAAAAGGCGGGGUGCUGGUGUCGUCGUCGUGUAGAUCUGCAAUGCUACGGCAUCGAUCUCGCCUUCACACGCUGUUCCGUACAAUGCUUCUGGUGCCGCUGCUGCUAUCGGGCUGCAGCGAAGAGAAGCAGCAGCUCCAAGUUGAACUCUUCAGUGACUUCGUCGAUGACCAGGAUGUACCGGUAACAGAUGCUUACGUUGAAGUUCAAUCGCGGUUCGCACAAGUAUAUGGUGUUGAAUUGCACAUCGAGGCACAUUUUACCGGCCUCCGAUAUGUCAUGUUCCACUGGCCAAAGUUCUCUUGUGUUGUUGGCAUAAGCUCGAACUUGUUCUUCGUCUCGCUGAUAUUCAUCCUAAGCUGGUAUCACUUGCAAGAUGGUCUGCCUGACUUUGUCAAAGGCAAAUUUGGAGAAGAAAAAUUUGGAGAAGAGAAAUUCGAGACAAGUCAUUUCGGAGAAGACAAAUUCGACGAAGAAGAUGAGGAAGACAACGGCAAAGCAAAUAUGCCAUUCAAGUUUGAAGGACCAAUCAAAUUAGAGAGAGAAGACUCCACAUUGUUCUUGGAGGAAGACAGCCUCUUGGACGAUUUACCACCGAUGGAAGAAAUGAAGAAGACUUAAAAUAGACUGAAUUUGUAUGUACGAACAGGAAUAAAGUCGCUUAGUUGUUGUUAGUUACACUUUACACACAUACUGUUACAAGGAGAUGUAUAACUUAAAUCGAUGCUUUU